AUGUCAGCGCCUGUGACAACGUCCUUCUUUCCCGAGUUCAGCGCUCAAAACGAGAAUGAUGCAGCUCUGCUGACUCCGAUCUCUCUUACACCGUACAACACCUCAAUGACAAAGGAGGUCUAUCCUGAGGAUGUUGUGCAAGAUCAGAUCCAUUUCUUUUUGCCAAACCAGACCAUAUCUCGAUCACCGUCACCAGCAGACACCUCACACUUGAUAAUGCCGGAGGGAGAUUUCGACUACCAAGACGGGGUGGCGCGCAGCAGUAUGCCUCGAGCACAUGCUAAUGUUUCAUCUGCCUCCGUCGCCUCGUCUCUUGACGCCAUGUCACCAGGCAGAGACAGAUCUUUUAUUCACGAGUUGAUAGCUCCUCCCACACUUCCGACAAAUGGUCAAGCAGACAUGGCGCAUUUUAGCGGCCAAUUUCAGUCAGGACCUUCACCGCUCACUGUUGCAUUAUCGGAUACACCGGAUUUUCCUAAGCUUUCUCCCGAUCCUCUUCAGCACAAUCACUUUCUUCAGCCUCACUUUCUGCCCACAGGUCGCCAGGACGAUUUGACCUAUCCGGAUAACUCGCAUGUACAGGCCCAGAUCUCCGUUUAUUCAGACUCUACAUGCCCUGAUAGACCGGAAAAUAUGCCCAUUUCUUCUUUUGUUUGCUCUGCCGCUUCUGCACUCAACCGAUCCUCCAUCGAAAUGAACUUUGACCAGUCUUCACUUUUGGAGGCCUCUGCUAUUAUGCCUGAUUAUUCCGAUGUUCUCUCGAGCUUGAGUCACCUUACACGGACCCACAGCGGUACGACUGCAAGGCUGUGUCCCAGUCCAUUGCAGACCAUCAAUGAAGACCCGCUGACAACGAACCAGACACAGUCCCUCCUCCCGAUCUCGGCGUAUCAUAAUGCGGGAAUGCCUCAGUUUGGCCAUGUCACUGUGUCACAGGCAGCCAAUGUUGCGUCAGAUGGGUCUAUUGCGAUCAGCCUGAAUCCAACUAAACAACCUCAACAUGGAGUCUCCGACUUAGGCCUCGGGACGUCGGUUUCUGUUUCUUCAUCGUGCACAAUUGGAUCCUCUUCUACGAGGUCUGUAUCGGCAACAAGACAAAAAACCAACGAUGUUAUCAUGUCGAAAUCACAUCACGACUUUGGGCGCCCCAGAAAGCCUGACAAAGCAUCUGCUCGAAUGCUGAGUUUAGUUCAACAGCCGUCUUCAUCUACAAAUGCUGUGAAUCGCGAAUCUCUGGAGAUGAUGAAGACGAGAUCUGUGCUCAGUAAGUUAAUGAUUAUCUUGACAACUUAUUUAGGCUCUUUAGGCAUUUUUCUGAGCCAUAUUCUUCUUAUCCUACAAUGCCAGGUUAUGCGAUCAGGCAAGAUAAAACUAUAUGAAGAAAAGCUGGGUUUCGAGGAAUCUCUUGUUUCAUAA
This is a messenger RNA of Protopolystoma xenopodis, 1416 nucleotides long. The record is from the annotation of a GenBank genome assembly. NCBI's taxonomy places the organism in Eukaryota, Metazoa, Platyhelminthes, Monogenea, Polystomatidea, Polystomatidae.